AAGAGACAAUAAGGAGUAAGUGGGCUGGGGAAGAAUUAAGGUCGUAAUCAAGUCUGUCAAUUUUCCUGCUUCAAUCUUUAAGCAAAUAUUUCUGCCAGAAGGGAUGAGAUGAGGGGGAGGGAUGAGUACAAUGAGGGCAUUAAGUCAUUAGGGACUUCUGUCCUUGUUAUAUCAUUAAUUCAAUUUCUAAUACUUUUUUUUAAACCUUACCUUCCAUCUUAGAAUCAAUACUGUGUACUGGUUCUAAGGCAGAAGAGUUGUAAGGAUUAGGCAAUGGGGGUCAAGUGACUUGCCUGGGGUCACAUAGCUGGGAAGUGUCUGAGGUUAGGUUUGAACCUAGGACCUCCUGUCUCUGGGCCUGACUCUCAAUCCACUGAGCCUUGCAGCUGCUCCCUCAAAUUCUGACAAUUUUUACGGUUUAGAGACCUUUCCUUGCAAAAAUGCCCUAUAAUUAUUUCAUUAUUCUUAUUUAUCAGAAGAAGAAACUGAAAUUCUGAGCGGUGACCUGACUGGCCCACUGGCAUAUAUAUCUAGUAAAAGGCAAAAUCAGUCUUUGAACAGAUUUUAUGAUUCCAAGUGAAGUAUUCUGUUCCAUCAACACAAACUAGAAUAUGGUAGGUCUACUGCAAUUUGUUUCUCCUUUUUGAAUGCUGAUUUAGAGAAUUUUACCAUGCUUCAGAUCUGCUGGAAUUGCAGGAUCUUUUUUCUAAUCUUAUAAAAUGCUUUUUAAAAAAAGCUCAGGGGAUGUAUUUUUGGGCAUUCUGCCAGGCCCUUAAGCUGAUCACCUAAGUUUUCUUUUGCUAAGUGUGUCUGAGUUGGAUGCCAUCAGGAUAGGGAUUUUUUUUUUUUACUUUCCAGCUUUUAUGUUUGCCAGCAGGGUCACAAACACACACCCGGACACACACAAACCACACAUCUCACUUGCUGGUUUCCCCAAACUGCCUGUAAUCCUAUAUUUGAUUAUUUUCACAUGGGGAAGUUGAUUUUUUUUUUUUUUUUGUAUCAGAAGAGGCUCAGAAAUUCAAAGUCAGGCUUUUGAAAGAGGGAGCAUCAACACCUCUUUCAUGAUCUUGGGAGGUGAUUUGAGGCAGCAGAAGGAGUGAGGAGGUUGGAGAUACCAAAUCAUGGUUCUGCCAUUCACUAGCUGUAUGACUUUUAUCCGCUACUUCCUUGAGCUAAUUGUCUACACCUAUAAAAUUAAGUGGUUGAGACCUUGUGCAAGUCUACUAGAAGACCCCGUUGCCGUUUUCCCUUUCGGGACCUCGAUGUUGAUUGCUGUAAAAUUGGGGGAUUCGAAAAGAUGGCCUCUGAAAUCCUCUGCAGCUCUAAACUAUGUUCCUAUAAUACUAAUAUUCAGCCACUUUAAAGAGAGAGAGAUAGAGAAAGACCCAGAGAAAGAGAGAGCAGCAGAAACAAGGAGGCAGAUGGAAAGCUCCGCAGAAGGAGAGAGGAAAAUAUUCUCACUGAGCCUGUUCUAUUGGCCAUUCACGUAUGGAGUUGAAAAGGUAGCUGGAUUUUUCCGAGGGUUAGAGGGGGAAAAUAAAAUAAACGAAAAGGCACGUUAAAAUUGAUUUUCUUUAGUUUCUUGGCUCGGGUCCCAAACUGAAAGAAGUUGUUUUGGAUUUCAUCCUAGUUCUCAUUUGGGCACAUCACAAAAGCGCAGUAUAAUUUGUCACCAGGGGUAACACGUGUGUAAGAGAUGGGAGCCGGAACAACGACCAGGACCUCGUUGAAAACCGAGGUCACAGCUGAAGUGCAGUCUGCCCACGCCACGUGAUCCUGGUGCCUCAUUCCCUGGGCACCGAAUUCCCCUCGCAAACGUUUUCCUGUCUAGGCUGUUUGGCAAAAGGAGAUGGAGAAGGCUGCUGGCUUCUGUUGUCUCUUCAUGCAGCAGGAGCCUCUGGGGCUGCUUGUCUCACUAAUAGCCCCCGACUGGGAAGUGGAGGGAGACGAGCUCUAGGAAUUGGCACCAGAAUUGAACCUUUAAGGAACAUAAGUAUUCUGACAUCUGGAAAUGAGGAAGAAGCACAGUUCUGCAAUGAAGAAUGACAUUCACAAAUUCCUAAAGACAGGAAAUAGACUGAAAAGUACUAUUGCUAUCAUAUAAACAUAUCUCCUGGGAAAACUUCCUAACAAUCUGAGCUGUCCAAAGUGGAAUGUUCUGCCACAGAAGGUGAUGGGUUCCCUCUCUUUGGAAUUCCUCGAACAGAGACUGGAUGGCUGCUGCUUAGAAAUGAUGAAUUCCAUUGCAAGGAUUCAAGAUCACACAGGAGAAAUACAGACCAAAAGGUUGGCACAUCACUGGACACUCUAAAUGGUUUGCUGGCAGAGAAGGAAUGCCCUAUGGGAUUUAAUAAUAUGGAAACAUCCUGAACCUACAGGAAACACACAUGAAAUAGCUGGAUAUAACUUCUGUAAACAGAACACCUCCCUCUGGGUAAUCGACUCCAGGUGCUGAGAGCUUCUUCUGCAAAUGCCCCCAAUCCUUUUUUUGCUACCUUGGGCUAGAUUGGGAAGAUCAGAAUCUCUUUGAUAAGAUUAUUUGAACUCCAGAAGGACCAACACCAGAUAAAUUAUGAAUGUUGAACAAGAUGACCUUACAUCCACAGCAGAUAAUGAUAGGUCCUAGGUUUAACAGGGCCCUAUUUGACCCCCUGCUUGUGGUGCUCCUGGCUCUCCAACUCCUCGUGGUGGCUGGUCUGGUGAGGGCCCAAACCUGUCCUUCUGUAUGUUCCUGCAGUAACCAGUUCAGUAAGGUCAUCUGCGUGCGGAAGAAUCUCAGAGAGGUCCCUGACGGCAUCUCCACCAACACACGGCUGCUGAACCUCCACGAGAAUCAGAUUCAGAUCAUCAAGGUGAACAGCUUCAAGCACCUGAGGCACCUGGAGAUCCUACAGCUGAGCAGGAAUCACAUCCGCACCAUUGAAAUUGGGGCCUUCAAUGGUUUGGCGAACCUCAACACUCUGGAGCUCUUUGACAAUCGGUUGACCACCAUCCCGAAUGGGGCUUUUGUAUACCUAUCUAAACUGAAGGAACUCUGGCUGAGGAACAACCCCAUCGAAAGCAUCCCUUCUUAUGCUUUUAACCGAAUCCCGUCUUUGCGCCGCUUGGACUUGGGAGAGUUGAAGAGGCUUUCGUACAUCUCGGAAGGGGCCUUUGAAGGCCUCUCCAACUUGAGGUAUCUGAACCUUGCCAUGUGCAAUCUGCGGGAUAUCCCGAACCUCACGCCGCUCAUCAAGCUGGAUGAGCUGGAUCUUUCUGGGAACCAUUUGUCCGCCAUCAGGCCAGGCUCUUUUCAGGGUCUGAUGCACCUUCAGAAACUGUGGAUGAUCCAGUCACAGAUCCAAGUGAUUGAAAGGAAUGCGUUCGAUAACCUUCAGUCACUGGUCGAGAUCAACCUGGCCCACAACAACCUGACCUUACUGCCUCAUGAUCUCUUCACGCCCCUCCAUCACCUCGAGAGGAUCCACUUGCAUCACAACCCUUGGAACUGCAACUGUGACAUUCUGUGGCUCAGCUGGUGGAUAAAGGACAUGGCGCCCUCCAAUACUGCAUGCUGUGCCCGCUGUAACACCCCCGCCAACCUGAAGGGCAGGUACAUCGGGGAGUUGGACCAGAAUUAUUUUACCUGCUAUGCGCCCGUGAUCGUUGAGCCGCCCACGGAUCUCAACGUCACCGAGGGCAUGGCGGCGGAGCUCAAAUGCCGGGCGUCCACCUCGCUGACCUCUGUAUCUUGGAUCACCCCCAAUGGGACGGUCAUGACGCACGGGGCAUACAAGGUCCGGAUUGCUGUGCUCAGUGAUGGCACGUUAAAUUUUACUAAUGUCACGCUACAAGAUACAGGCAUGUACACAUGCAUGGUGAGUAACUCUGUUGGGAACACCACAGCUUCAGCCACCCUGAAUGUGACCGCAGCAACCACUACCCCCUUCUCCUAUUUUUCCACCGUCACCGUAGAGACUAUGGAACCUUCUCAGGACGAGGCCCGAACCACAGAGAACAAUGUGGGGCCCACGCCAGUCAUUGACUGGGAGACCACCAAUGUGACCACCUCUCUCACGCCCCAGAGCACAAGGUCAACAGAAAAAACGUUCACCAUCCCUGUGACCGACAUAAACAAUGGCAUCCCGGGAAUCGAUGAGGUGAUGAAAACCACUAAGAUCAUCAUUGGUUGCUUUGUGGCCAUCACUCUCAUGGCCGCCGUGAUGCUGGUCAUCUUCUACAAGAUGAGGAAACAGCACCAUCGGCAAAACCAUCACGCCCCCACACGGACUGUUGAAAUCAUUAACGUGGAUGAUGAGAUUACGGGGGACACCCCCAUAGAGAGCCACUUGCCCAUGCCUGCUAUAGAACAUGAGCACCUAAAUCACUAUAACUCUUACAAAUCUCCCUUCAACCACACAACAACAGUUAACACAAUAAACUCAAUACACAGUUCAGUGCAUGAACCGUUGUUGAUUCGAAUGAACUCGAAAGACAAUGUACAAGAGACUCAAAUCUAAAACAUUUACAAAAGUUACAGAGAAAAACAAAAACAACAGACGGUUUAUUAAAAAAAAUGACACAAAUGACUGGGCUAAAUCUACUGUUUCAAAAAAAGUGUCUUUACAAAAAAAAACAAAAAAGAAAAGAAAUUUAUUUAUUAAAAAUUCUAUUGUGAUCUAAAGCAGACAAAAUGAUGUGUAUUCCUCAGAACCUGUUUUGCUGCAUUUAUUUACCUUCCCUUUCCCUACUGCUCUCCCUCCCUCUUUGCCAUAUUUUUCAUAGGAGAUCUCAAUUCCCCUAAAGAACUGGUCUAGGAAAUUUUGUAAGAAUUCUGUUACACUUUUGGGGUUUUUAUGGUGAAUUCUAGUGGUGAGAUUCGGUCUAUUUUGUCUCUUCUGUUUUGUUUUUUUUUCUUCUCAUACCCUUAUGAAAUACUCCAAUGGGGGAAUGCAGUAUUAGACAUAGAUUUAUAAGAGAGAAAGAGGGGGGUGGGGAAAUGCAAGAUCUUAUAUUUUUCAUGUAAUGACCUGUUCUGUAUUUACUGGGAGGAUCAUUCUGUGGAAAAGAAAAGAAAAAAGAAAAAAAAAAGCAAAUAAGCAAGAGAUUAAUUUACAUGUCAGAAUCUAUAAAUCCCAUGAUCUUUUAAUGACUCUAGAACCAGAAUUUGUAGUUUAAAAAAAAAAACUAAAAUAAGGUUAUAAAUAAAAUAUUGUUGGUUUUUUUCUGUA
Molecule: messenger RNA, 5213 nt
Organism: Monodelphis domestica (gray short-tailed opossum)
Lineage: Eukaryota; Metazoa; Chordata; Mammalia; Didelphimorphia; Didelphidae
Gene: LRRC4C
Product: leucine rich repeat containing 4C
Biological process (GO): modulation of chemical synaptic transmission; regulation of axonogenesis; synaptic membrane adhesion
Cellular component (GO): plasma membrane; glutamatergic synapse; postsynaptic density membrane
Molecular function (GO): cell-cell adhesion mediator activity
Source: RefSeq, a predicted model, not a curated record